AUGAAGAAACGCGCUGCAGGCAACGAUGCGCAGGGGCCGCACACGAAACGCAUGGCGACUGCCCUGGACGCCACGGCACGCACGGCGACGAAGGCGAUAGAAGCCGGCCGCAUGCCAUCAGAGCUCGACCGCCCCGUUGUCCUCUCGCUGCUGAUGCGCGACCUUGCGUCGCCCGGCGCCUCGGCGGCCGCGGUGGAAGGCGCGUCCGGCGCGCUCGUCCAGCUGCUGGAAGCCGAGGAUGGCGCCGCCGCCGCCGCCGCGGCCGAGCUGCUGGCGGCGGGGGCGCUGCCGGCGCUUGCAGGCGCCCUGGGCGCCACGGGCCGCGCCCCGGGCGCAGCCGCGCGGGUGCUUCUGAGCCUCGCGUUGGCGGCUGGCGACACCAGCGCACGAUUGGCCAUGAUCGGGCGAAUGGCGGACACUGAUGGCAUGCUGAGCGGCCUCAUGGCCACCCUUCAAAACGAGGACGACCCUGAACCAGCCGAGUGCCGCACGCUGACAGCACACAUCCUCAGCAUGCUGGCAUUUUCCGAGGGUGCAGUCGCCCGCAUCGCCGCCCUCCCGGACGCCGCCGCCACGCUCGCAACCGCGGCGCUGUCAGUGCAUGCCACAGGGGCAGCCUGCCUGCACAUGUUCGUGACUCUGCUGUUACAGAUUGCAGGCGAGGGGGCGGCGCGGGCGUGGACACCAGAGGCCAUGACGCGUGUUGUCGACGUGAUGGCGCUGGCGGCAGAUGAGGUCGAAGUCGAAUUGGCGGGGCUGGCAAUGAUCACACUGCAGCGGCUCGCACUCGCAGCCGAUGCGGCCCCGCGCAUCGCCGCACACCCGGCCGCCAUGCGCGCGAUGGCAAAAGCGGCCGUCGGCGCCGAGGACACGGAUGUGCGCGGCGCGGCAGAGGCUGCGCUGCGAGCCGUCGCGCGUUGUGACGUCGAGGCAAAAGCGGCCGUGGCGUCAGCGCUCGCGGCGCGGCUGGUGGCGGGCGACGCCGCGUCGCGCGGCCGUGCACGAGCACUGUUGCGGGCCGCGCCGCUGUCGCUGCCGUCGCUGGCGGUCGCCGCGCUCGAGGGUGCUGUUUCCCUCGCGGCCGGCGAGGUGGCGGCGCUGAAAGCAGAGGUGGAGGAGCUGUGGUCAAUCCCGGUCAACACACGCGCGGCGAUCGUGGAGCUUGCGACGGCAGUGAGGGGUAGGCCUGGGUAG
Monoraphidium neglectum is the source of this 1194-nucleotide messenger RNA. RefSeq lists its product as hypothetical. The record is from RefSeq and is a predicted model, not a curated record. Bases 1 to 1194 code for a protein of 397 amino acids. Lineage: Eukaryota; Viridiplantae; Chlorophyta; Chlorophyceae; Sphaeropleales; Selenastraceae. The transcript has a single exon.